This is a messenger RNA of Aphanomyces astaci, 956 nucleotides long. RefSeq names its product ribosomal protein S6. Gene Ontology annotation, molecular function: structural constituent of ribosome; small ribosomal subunit rRNA binding. NCBI's taxonomy places the organism in Eukaryota, Oomycota, Saprolegniomycetes, Saprolegniales, Verrucalvaceae. The transcript is spliced from 2 exons. The coding region runs from base 80 to 901 and encodes 273 amino acids. Gene Ontology annotation, cellular component: ribosome. Gene Ontology annotation, biological process: translation. The record is from RefSeq and is a predicted model, not a curated record.
GUCUAUUGGCUGGUUUGUCGGUGGUUUAGAACUCGCCUCUCGUUGAUCUGCAUUCGUCGCAACUUCGACCUUCGACCUCAUGGUGUUGUACAAGCAGGUGAUUCUGACCAACUUGAAGAGUUCCCCGGCCGACACGGCCAAGGCUUUCAAGGAGCUGGCCACUUUCAUUCUGUCCAAGGGUGGCGUGGUGCGAGAUGUGUCGCAUCGCGGCCACCGAACGCUCGGAUAUGCCAUCGAUGACCGUCGGUGGGGCGGGACGUUUGAACGCCACCGCGAGGCCAAGCUGUUGGUCAAGACGUUCGAGACUAGCCCGAAGACGUUGAAGGAGCUGGAAGCCAUGAUGAAGUUGAGCUACCCGAUUCUGCGAUUCUCGACGUUCAAGGUGCAAAAGGAUCCGUUGCGAGAAGUAAUCAAAGCGUCUGCCACGGCUUCCGCCGAACAACCAGACGCCCCGUUCAACUGGAAGGAAUUCAAGUCGACCCUCGAUGAAAACACCAAGGUCUUUGAAGAAGAGUACGUGGUGGAAGUCGACGACGAGGUGGCCGACGACGCCCGCGUGCCGUCCGAAUUCGACUUGAUGUCCCAGGAAGACAAGGACGACCUGGCCGACUGGCUGGUGCAAAAGACACACCCUGAACAAGUAGCGCUCCAGAAGAACACGGACGACGAGUUCAACUUGUACGAGAACAAGACCAACGACGACGACGCCGAUGCCGCCGAGUUCGACGACAAGGCUGACGAGGCGUUAUGGGCGGAAGAGGACGGCUACGGCUUUGAGCCGACGGCCGAAGACGUGCCCGACUGGAAGCGCGACUCGUCGUAUGAACCCGAACGACCCAGCGUCAAGGCUGCCGACGACGACGACGACGACGAGUACUCGAGGCCCGCAUCCAAAAAAUAGACUACAUUGUGGCAAUGUAAAACACACACUCUAUCAAUCGCCCUUCACACUUGGA